GCGGACUGCGUCCUUUCUACAUUUUUGGAGACCCAAGGGUGGAACCCCCCUUACCUUUACCGCAUGGAAAGGGAGUAGCCCUUUCUUCGGUCUCCUCACUGGGAGGCGGAGUGGCUCCACUGAAUCGGUGUAAAGUGACGGCUUUAGGGCUCGGAGACGGUGGGUAUCCCAUGGCUCCGCAGAGAGGUUCCCCUCAGCUGGUGCUGCUCUUCAGCGGGAAGAGGAAAUCAGGGAAGGACUUCGUGACCGAAAGGCUGCGGUGCAGACUUGGAGCUGAUGUCUGUGCUGUCCUCCGGCUUUCUGGUCCACUCAAGGAGCAGUAUGCUCAGGAGCAUGGCCUGAACUUUGAGAGACUCCUGGAUGCCAGCAGUUACAAAGAGGCUCAUCGGAGUGACAUGAUCCGCUGGGGGGAGGAGAAGCGCCGGGCUGAUCCUGGCUUCUUCUGCAGGAAGAUCGUGGAGGGCGUCUCCCAGCCAGUGUGGCUGGUGAGUGACACACGGCGGGUGUCUGAUGUCCAGUGGUUUCAAGAGGCCUAUGGUCCUGUGACACAGACGGUCCGAGUAGUGGCCUCGGAGCAGAGCCGACACCAGCGGGGCUGGGUGUUUAUGCCAGGGGUGGAUGAUGCUGAGUCAGAAUGUGGCCUGGACAACAUUGGGGGCUUUGACUGGGUCAUUGAGAACCAUGGAGAUGAGCAGCAGCUAGAGGAGCAGUUGGACAACCUGCUGAGAUUUAUCUACUCCAGACUCUAAGAGUCAGGCUCCAGGAGUGAACAAGAGCUGUGGGCCAGACUAAGGCUGACCUGUAGGUGCUGGGCCUCAGGCCUCACUGACUGUUAUACUAAGAUGCUGAAAAAUUAAAAUAAUUGAUUAAAGGUAAUUAGCAAAGAUAGUUAAAAGGAUAGUUAUAAGCAGUAUUGUCAUUCUGUACUGAGCUUGUUACCCUAGUAACCAAGUGCCAACCACAUAGUUAGAGAUUAACUGGCUGUGUCGUUAUGCUGUUCUAUACGUGUCGCCCCCCCAAGUAACCUAUGUGCUAUGUCAACCUUUGUUCCGCUUGUAAGAGACAGAUGAUGCUGUGUCAACCAUUGUUCCCUUUAUGAGAGACAAAUGUUCCUGGAAUUGGCAGACCAGGGGCUAUGAAUUGGCUAACCACCCACUGUGAAAUGCCUCUGACCUCAAGCAAAGGGGAACAAAGGCCUACCUUGUUUCUGUUUCUCAUUACUAUGUACUUAAUGAUCAAUGAGCUAAUCAUAAACAAACUAUAAAAAUCAGUCAAAAUUCUAACUCAGUUACACAGCUUUGCAAAUUCUAUCUGCACUGUGUUGCUGGGCCAGCUAAAAUAAAAGCACUUCUUUUAAAAAGA
Cavia porcellus (domestic guinea pig) is the source of this 1362-nucleotide messenger RNA. It is a transcript of the gene Pmvk, whose product is annotated as phosphomevalonate kinase. The record is from RefSeq and is a predicted model, not a curated record. NCBI's taxonomy places the organism in Eukaryota, Metazoa, Chordata, Mammalia, Rodentia, Caviidae. Gene Ontology annotation, biological process: cholesterol biosynthetic process; isopentenyl diphosphate biosynthetic process, mevalonate pathway. Gene Ontology annotation, cellular component: cytoplasm. Gene Ontology annotation, molecular function: phosphomevalonate kinase activity. The transcript is spliced from 5 exons. Bases 171 to 749 code for a protein of 192 amino acids.